AUGCGGAGACAAGCCAGUCAGUUAGUAAAGAAACUGUGGAGGAUUUUUCUAAAAUUACCGAACUCCGACCUCUUACAAAUUCAAAAGACUCAGAUAUUUCAUGCUGCUGCAAAAAUUGGCAAUGUUGAGUUCUUGAGUCUGCUUAGUCACUCAUAUCCUGAUCUUAUAUGGAACUUCGACUCAGAAAACAAUUCCAUAUUUCAUAUUGCUGUUAUUAACCGACAAGAGAAAGUCUUUAGUCUCAUCUACCACACAGGAGUUGGGAAGGAUGAUAUUACACUACUCACAGACAAUGAUAGAAACAACAUUUUGCAUUUGGUCGGAAAAAAAGCACCUCCAAGCAGACUCAAUAUUGUAUCUGGACCAGCUCUUCAAAUGCAGAGAGAGCUACAAUGGUUUAAGGUGAGAAAUCAACACGAUUAG
This is a messenger RNA of Olea europaea var. sylvestris, 423 nucleotides long. RefSeq lists its product as uncharacterized. NCBI's taxonomy places the organism in Eukaryota, Viridiplantae, Streptophyta, Magnoliopsida, Lamiales, Oleaceae. The record is from RefSeq and is a predicted model, not a curated record. The coding region runs from base 1 to 423 and encodes 140 amino acids. The transcript has a single exon.